Molecule: messenger RNA, 2755 nt
Organism: Anolis sagrei ordinatus
Lineage: Eukaryota; Metazoa; Chordata; Lepidosauria; Squamata; Anolidae
Gene: KLHL23
Product: kelch like family member 23
Molecular function (GO): protein binding
Source: RefSeq, a predicted model, not a curated record
CUCCACGCCCCAUUUGGCUCCUUCGGGGCGGCGGAGGGGGGCUUGCAGGCGACUCUUGGCAAUCUCAGGGUCCUGCUCGCCUUUGUUUUCUUCCUUCCUUCCCAACUGGACCUCUCCUCCUCCUCCUCCUCGGCCUCGGCCAAGCCAAGUCUGUCCCCUUGGAAGAGCAGUGAUGGCGCUAAACGAACAGGAGGAAUACACCUAUUUAUAUAAAGAUCUUUCCCAUCCUGUUGAUUUUUUGGAUGCAUUCAGAAUAUUCUACUUGGAAGGAUUAUUCACUGAUGUCACUCUUCAGUGUGCAACUGGUGUGGUUUUCCAUUGCCAUAAAGCUGUGCUAGCUGCUUGCAGCAACUAUUUCAAGGCCAUGUUCACCUCUGACAUGAAAGAAAAAUCGAAGAAUCAGAUCACAAUUUCUGGGCUCAGUCCCCCAGUACUGGAAUCUCUGGUGAUUUAUGCAUAUACAUCAGAGAUCAAUAUAACAAAGAGAAAUGUCCAAAGUCUCCUUCAAGCUGCAGAUCGCCUUCAGUUUAUCUCAAUUAAGAAAGCCUGUGAAAAGUUUCUGAUAAGGCACUUGGAAAUUGACAACUGUUUAGGGAUGCAUUCCUUUGCAGAAUACCAUGUCUGUUCAGAGCUAGAGAAGGAAUCUAGAAGGAUAUUGUUAUCUAGGUUUGAAGAAGUGUGGCAGCAGGAAGAAUUUCUGGAAAUCAGUAGUGAGAAAUUCCAGUUUAUUCUCUCCAGAAAGAAUAUCAGCUUUUGGAAAGAAGAAAUCACAUUCGAGCCCAUUAUUAAAUGGAUUGCCCAUGAUCUGGAGCAAAGAACAGAGUGUAUUUAUGAUUUAUUAAACUGUCUUGGAGCAGAUUUUGAUGAAAUGUAUUUGAGAUCAGCCUUAAGUAUGUACAAGAAAUGCCGAUUAACCAAAAAUAAAAUCAGGUCUCUGAUACACCAUGCACUAAACCCAAACCCCAAAACAAGUUCUACAAGGUCUACAGCUGUCAUGUAUGUAAUUGGUGGGUAUUACUGGCACCCUUUAUCUGAGGUGCAUGCAUGGGAUCCGCUAACCAAUGCAUGGAUCCAGGGAGCAGACAUGCCAGAGCAUGCAAGGGAGAGCUACGCUGUCACUAGUCUAGGACCCAACAUUUAUGUGACAGGUGGAUACAGAACAGACAACAUUGAAGCACUUGAUGCAAUGUGGAUUUACAACUGUGAAGCUGAUGAAUGGACUGAAGGCUGUCCCAUGCUGAAUGCACGGUACUACCAUUGUGCAGUGACCCUGGGUGGCUGCAUCUAUGCUUUGGGAGGUUACAGAAAAGGCGCUCCAACUGAAGAAGCUGAAUUCUAUGACCCUUUGAAAAAGAAAUGGGUCCCUAUUGCAAAUAUGAUUAAAGGGGUUGGAAACGCCACCGCUUGUGUCUUGAGUGAAGUAAUCUAUGUCACCGGAGGCCACUAUGGUUAUCGAGGAAGCUGCACAUAUGACAAAGUUCAGAGCUAUCAAUCUGACAGUAAUCAAUGGAGUAUCAUCACCACCAGUCCAUAUCCAGAAUAUGGAUUGUGUUCAACUGCAUUGGAAAGCAAGCUGUACCUUGUGGGUGGACAGACCACAAUCACAGAUUGCUAUGACCCAGAGCAAAAUGAGUGGAAACAGAAGGCUGAUAUGAUCGAAAGGAGAAUGGAGUGUGGUGCUGUUGUCAUUAAUGGAUGCAUCUACGUCACAGGAGGCUAUUCUUCUUCCAAGGGGUCCUAUUUACAGAAUAUUGAGAAAUACGAUCCAGAAUGUAAUAAAUGGGAAAUUGUGGGCAAUCUCCCUAUGGCUAUGCGUUCACAUGGUUGCGUCUGUGUGUACAAUGUGUAACCAGACAAAAUGACACAUUUUUGUCAAGAAGAAAAUGUCCAAGAGCCUAAAAUUAAAGAAAGGUGACAUGACACUUGUAUGGGACUUGGUCUAUGGAAGAAACAUGUCUUCCAAUCAUGAUGUAACACUGCUCAAAUUGUCUUUUAUUGACUUGGAAACUUGAGACCUACCUAAAAGUCUAUUAAUAUAUAGAUUACUACUUUGGGGAGUUAUUAUUUCUGGUUUCUCACUUUUUAAGUGCCUGUAUGUUCUGAUUGUUGCUAGAUACUGGCCAAAACAACUACUGGGUUCUGAUUUAGUAAAGGAAAAUCAGCCAUUGCACUUUGGUGCUACUCUGGAUAUUUUCUCACCAAAUAUGAUGUAAACUCUUCCAUUCUCUCACAAGAGUGUUAAUAAAUCCAGACUUUUUCUGUUAUAGUAUUCAACAUACUUUUCCCUCUUUAUUGCUGGCUUUUUGUUGUCAGCAAUAAAAAAAGAGUAUUUUAUUUCAUAUCCUGAGAAAGCUCCCGAGAUGUUGAAAAGCUCACUUCUUGGUGAGCGUUGCAUUGGUUGUUAACAAACCCACUGUGGUAUUGUUUCUAUCAAAACAGUAUUAUUUCUUUAAAGUUUUGUCUAAUAGAGACAAUAUGCCUGUACCAGUUUUCCCCAGCCAUAAAUGUUGUGCUAUAUUUUGUGAUACUACUGUAUACAAACAGCAAUAUGUGAUGGCUGUACAGCACAUAAUUCGUUUGUGCAUAUUGUGAAGCUGCUUAGCUCAUGAACAGUAAACUUGAAUGAUGUGAAUGAUGUGUUCCUUUUUGGAAAAAAUGUUAACCAUAAAAGUAUUAUUUAAUAUUUGCACAUUAUUUUGUAGUUAAUGUUUGUUUUUGAACUGCCAUCAAGGAAAAUGAUUUUAAUUUAACUAUU